Molecule: messenger RNA, 1803 nt
Organism: Linum tenue
Lineage: Eukaryota; Viridiplantae; Streptophyta; Magnoliopsida; Malpighiales; Linaceae
Source: the annotation of a GenBank genome assembly
CAUAAGACAAAAACCCCUCAAAAUUCCCUCUCGGAGUCGGAGAGAACGUGCAGCAAACACUACACGAGAGUUCCAGUGAGCGAUCGCCGGCGAAAUUGGAAGAGAAAAGGGGGAGAACAAGGAAAGAAGAGAACUAGAGCUCAUCGGCAAUGGCGUCGUCGUCAAGCAGCGGGCUGACUUUUAAGCUUCACCCGCUGGUGAUAGUCAAUAUUUCGGAUCACUACACCCGCGUCAAGUCGCAGAUGAACCCUCCCGUGGCGAGCACAAGCUGCUCGAAUACGAACGGCAGCGGAAACGGCGGUGAUUCUGCGGCCGUGGUGGCGCCAGCGCCGCCGCCAAGAGUGUACGGAUGCGUUAUUGGAGUUCAGAGGGGACGAACCGUCGAGAUCUUCAACAGCUUCGAGCUUCUCUACGACCCCUCCACUGACUCCCUCGACCGUGCUUUCCUCUUGAAGAAGCAGGAGCUCUAUAAGAAGGUUUUCCCCAACUUCUACGUACUGGGAUGGUAUUCUACCGGCAGUGAUGCGGAAGAAGCAGAUAUGCACAUUCACAAAGCUUUGAUGGAUAUUAAUGAAAGUCCUGUCUAUGUCCUACUGAAUCCUGCCAUAAAUCACGCUCAGAAGGAUCUUCCAGUGACUAUCUAUGAAAGUGAGCUGCAUGUGAUUGAUGGAAUUCCGCAACUGAUUUUUGUUAACUCAAGCUACACUAUUGAGACUGUAGAAGCUGAAAGGAUUUCAGUUGACCAUGUUGCACACCUUAAGCCGUCUGAUGGAGGUUCUGCAGCCACCCAAUUGGCUGCUCACCUUACCAGCAUACACAGUGCCAUCAAGAUGUUAAAUAGCAGAAUUAGGGUGCUUCAUCACUAUCUUGUAGCUAUGCAGAAAGGUAUUUGUGUUCCUCUUUUCCUAUGGCAGUUGCAGAAUAGAUUGAUCUCAUAGGGUUCCCAGUGAGUGAAGAUACUUCAUUUUAAAAGUUAGAAAACCAGCAGUAUCUGAAAGGUGCAAGAUAUAUCAAUAUUGGAUAAUCUCAUGCAUUUAGACAGUAAUGUCACUGGGUUACUAUUGCUUUCGAAAUAUCUGCAGUGAGUAGAGUCUAAGUUGAUAGUUGUUGUAUGCUUUAAAUGCAGGUGAGAUUCCGUGUGAGAACUCCUUGCUUCGACAGGUAUCAAGCCUUCUGAGAAGAUUGCCAGCUAUUGAAUCUGAAAAGUUCCAAGAUGAUUUCUUAAUGGAAUACAGCGACACGCUAUUGAUCACAUACCUGGCCAUGUUCACCAACUGCUCAAGCACAAUGAAUGAGCUGGUGGAAAAAUUCAACACUGCAUACGACAGGCACAGUCGAAGGGGCGGUCGAACUGCCUUCAUGUAGGAGAGAAGGCUUCUGCUUAUUGCUGCUGCUGCUAGUGGUUCUGUUUAUGCCUUCCCUCCGGCACAUAGAGUUUACCCUUUUGGAUAUGUUGGAUAUGAAGACGCCUCCUGCACUCUUGCUUUGAAAGAAAUGGAAACAAUAUAUCACAUCUCAUUUGGUUUUGCUGUUCAUUAUGACAUGCUCUUCGAUGUUCUACUACCCUGAGAUCUAGGCCUUGUAUAUCUUUCUUAUCCAAUGAAUGUGGAAAUCUGGAUGUUAAAAGACAGUUUCAAGCCCUGCUACCUCCCCCUCUGUUUGAGGAAAGAGGCAAUCAGUCACUUACCUCGGCACAAGCAGUUAGAAUGUGGUGAAGCUCAGAUGUUUCAUUCAAAUAUCAAACUGAAUCUGAUUAGCAGCAACCAACCUUCUCAAUCUAAUUAGUUAUUCCUACAAAUGAAU